GAACCUUAUGCAUUUGUACCCGAUCUAACAUGGCUCAGUAAUCAUAAAAAAACAAAAAAAUAUACCAAAAAAUUAUUGGUCAGGACCAAUAUCAGCACACUUGUUAGUAAUCAACCAUCUAAACAUACCAGGGAAAUUGUAGAUAUUGAAAAUGAAAGAGAG
Racocetra persica is the source of this 162-nucleotide messenger RNA. Lineage: Eukaryota; Fungi; Glomeromycota; Glomeromycetes; Diversisporales; Gigasporaceae. The record is from the annotation of a GenBank genome assembly.